AUGGAGGAGCAGGAGCUUAGCAAGAUCAUCAUCAACGAGGCGGCGCGGUGCUCGCAGGGUCGACUGGACAGCGAGUCCACCGCCAAGCUUGCACGCUUCCUCAGUGACGCGAAGGGGCGAAAUCAUGUCUAUCAGUGCUGUCUAGACCUCGCACAGGACCCGGGACGGCGGCCGCGCAUCAUGAUGUUGCUAGUAAACUACGUCCAGAGCUUCCCACCAUCUCGGCAAUGCCUCGAGAGCAUCAAAGGUUUCUGCAAGGCUCACUCAUCCGGCGACGUCAGCCAAGACGUGCUGAAGCUGGUAGAUGCACUGCUACGUGAAGCGCCGCUGGAGGGUCUGGCCAGCUCGAUAGCGCGGUCUUCACGACAAGGCUAUGCCUCGGAGUUGGCGUUGCUGGCCGACUUUUCUGCGACGGCGCCGGGAAGUGGUAGCGUUCCCAUCUCUGCUGUGCCUUACAUGAAGUGGAUGAGCGUGUCCGUAAAAAAGAAUGAGGGCGUAAAGUGCUACAGCGAGGUCAUGUACCAGCGCGUGUGGUGCCCCCCGUACGUGGAUCAGUUCCCGCUGCUGUGCCUCGAGUCUACUGUGGUACGGCAGACCAGCAUAAUGUCCACCUUUUCGGCAAACUACAAGGUGAACCCGAACGUGAUGCAGGCUACCCUCUUCUUUAUGAAGCAGCUCUGCGACGGCUACGUCACUAAGCUGCACCUCUCUGAACCACAGCUGCACUUCCGGUCCGUCACCAUCUGCUACCUGCCCAUGCUGCUCGAGAUGAUGGAGAGCGACUACUUGUGCGUGCGCAACCACGUCUACGACUUCAUUUUCAACCUCGGCGUACAUGUGCAGCUCAUCGACCCCGCAGGUGUCUACCCCGGGUGCACCGAGGCACUAGAGCAGGAGGUGGUGUGGAUGGUGCUCACCGUGGUGGAGCGGCAGGCAGUGUUGAAGAUCUGUGACGAGACGACGUGGACGGCAGCUGCCAAGUGCCUUCUGGCGGUGGUGCCGCCCUCCUAUCGGCACUUGGUUGAUUGUCGCGUGCUCUUUCAGGUGCUGCAGCUGCCGGGGCUGUGGGAGCUGCAUCCCGAAACGUUUACCAUCCUGGCACAGGCGUUCGCGCGGAGCCUCUUAUCGAACAAGGACGUGGAUGUGGCUGCUGCCGACAAUCUCGUCGUCGAUGAAGUUGCCUUUGCCAAGCUAGGCAGCUCUGCGAUGUCUGACAUUCUCACCAUCUACCGGCACUGCACCACGCCAGGCGCGCGCAAGGCUCUCUUCCAGCUACUGGUGGCGUGCGCGGCCCGCCGGCAAGGGAUGCACGGUGCACGCAGCGGCAUGCGCGCGUCCAGCCAGCUGUCCGCCGAGGCCCGCGCCGGUGCCUUCAGCGAUUUGAUGUCGGUUGAUUUUUUCUGGCAUACUUAUCCGCUACUGUACUACAUGUCUGAGGCAGUGCAACGGGAGCUUCCGCGCCGCAUCGCUGACGGCCUCGUUAAGUCUGACUUUGACGGCACCAAGAAGAGCUGGAACGUCGUGCUGCCGCUAGUGGAGAACAUGCUAGGGUUGCUUGCUGAGGAUGCCGAACUGGAGGGCUACAUGCAGGCGCGCUUCAGGGCCAUCGAGGUGCUGCGGCGAAAGGAUGAGGAGGCAUUUUUGGCAGCCCUUCAGGUACUGCUGGGUGAGGUAACGGAGACCGUGCCGCUGCUGCUGGAAGGGCACCGGGACACGAAUGACACCAAGGUGUACACUGCAGCCUGGCGGCUCGCCUUUGUCAGCCUCCGCUGGAGUUCGCGGUACUUGCCAGGCGACGCUCACUGCGCCCUGACGGAUAAGCUAGUGCGCAACCUAGUUUUCUACAAAGAUGGCCGUGGGCGCAUCGGAAACCGCGCACGUGUGGGUCACAUGUGCGCCUCCCUUCUCUUUUCACUGAAUCUGCUGUGUCGUACGUCCCCGCAGCGCGAUGCUGUCACAUUCCGCACCGUCCUGGAGGUGGUCCUCUUCGACCGCGGCGAUACCAUUGACAUUCGGACUGCCAUGGCGCUCUACCAUCACCUUGUCGAGUAUCUGUGCGUCCCCACGAGGUCGUCCUUUCACCUGCACACCGCAAACGACGUCAGCGACGUGUCAGCCAUGGUCAUUCAAGAGCGCGCGCUGUGCAUCAGCACUGCUGCUGUGCAGUUCGUUGGGCUUCGCAUGCUGUGGGGCAUGUACCGUAGCCUCGAGCAAAGCCAGGCUGCCGCGGUGUGCCGUGCGCGGCAUGUGCUGGUUCUGCUGCUAUGCCACCAGAGCUCCGAUCGUCGUGGGGUGGAGGUGCGCACGUGGAGGACGGUCCUCUCAGACCCAUACCCGCCCGUCGCGCUGCUCGCAGCUGAGAAGAUCAUGCACAUCUUCAAGGCCGAGGAGAAACCGAGCACCGCUGCGGAGAUUAACGGUGACGCUUGUCGUGACGUAUACCACGACGCGAUGCGCAUCCUGGAGAAGGGGGAGCGGAAGCGUAUCUACUAG
This is a messenger RNA of Leishmania braziliensis MHOM/BR/75/M2904, 2493 nucleotides long. RefSeq lists its product as hypothetical. The record is from RefSeq and is a predicted model, not a curated record. NCBI's taxonomy places the organism in Eukaryota, Euglenozoa, Kinetoplastea, Trypanosomatida, Trypanosomatidae. The transcript has a single exon. The coding region runs from base 1 to 2493 and encodes 830 amino acids.